AUGCGAAGUGAUGCUGAGUUCGCAGGGAGGCUGGUUAUUAAGGCCCAAUUACACGAUGACAUAAGAAGGAUUCUUAUUCAUAAUGAAGAACUGACCUAUGACGAACUCAUAUUAAUGAUGCAACGCGUAUUCAAACCGAAGCUUGAUGGCAUCGAUAAUUUUAUCAUCAAGUACAAGGAUCAAGAUGAUGAUUACGUUACAAUUGCAGAAGAAUUCGACUUAUCCUAUGCCAUCCACAAUCAUAAGGUUUUGCGUCUAAAAUUAUUUGUUCCACAGGAGUCCACAUCGCCAACCGAAGAAGCGUCUGUUGAAGAACUCCCCAAUCACUCGGACGCUGAUGUUCCUGGCACAUGUGGUCGAAAAGCCGUUAUUAUGGAGCUUAGGCGUCUUCGUGAUGACUUCAAUAUGCUCGCUGAAAAAUUAGACAACUUUAUUUUACAUCAGAAGCUGGAGCCAACUAAGAAAUCCGCGAACGCUGGUGAUUCUUGCCCUACAGAGAAACCAGAGCUUCCCGCGAGCAGUAACGCCAUGCCUCCCAGACCUUUUGCAUCCGAUGUGCCGCCGACCACAUCUCACGUCUGUCCACCGGGGCCUUCGGCCACGCCGGCGAGUUUGGCCUCGUCUCUGUCGCAGAAUUUCGCAAAUGUCACCUUGGGUCAAUCCGUUGAGCCGCCACCGGCGUUUUCGCGACCAUCCGAACCACCCACCUCUGCGUUCCGGCCUUCACCGAGCGUUGACUCAACGUCGGCGCCACCACCGCCCCCCCUUCAAAUGGGCGGUCCCGGGAUGAGCCACUUUUCUCAGCCGGCGCCCACGAGCGUCGCGUCGCCUCCGCCCCUGAGCGGCGGACCUGCACCGCCUCAGCCGCCACCACCGCCGCCGCCACAGCAUUCAGCGUCGCAGCAGCCGGCACUGUUGCCGACAACGAACCUGCCGCCUCUCAGCGUACCACAGGCCGCCUUCCCGUCGGCUGUUCCGUCGCAGUUGUCCGCGAAGCCCGUUCCUCAGCCGCCUGCGGUCGCAACGCCGCCACCGCUACAUCCACCGGUUAGCCAGUUCACGCCGAUGAUGAUGAGCACCGCGAGCAGCAUGGUGCCACCUCCGCCGAUGCCUCUGCCGGGUCAGCGUUUCCCCACAACCACCUCCGCGGCGGCGGCGGCGGGCGGGUCGGGGAUGUCGGUUCCCCCGCCGCCCGGACCCGGAUCGAUGGGUUUCCCGUCGAUGGGAGGACAAAUGUCGAUGCACCUGGGAGGACCGGCGCCGCCCCCACUGCAGCCGCCUCCCCCGCCUCCGAUGCAGCCCCUCCAGCUCGGCGGGCUGCCGUCUAGCCAGUUCGCAGGCGCCACGCCUCCCCCUCCUCCCCCUUCGAUGUUCGGCAUGUACGGUCAGCGACCGCCACAGUGA
Mesocestoides corti is the source of this 1404-nucleotide messenger RNA. NCBI's taxonomy places the organism in Eukaryota, Metazoa, Platyhelminthes, Cestoda, Cyclophyllidea, Mesocestoididae. The record is from the annotation of a GenBank genome assembly.